Aplysia californica (California sea hare) is the source of this 5092-nucleotide messenger RNA. RefSeq lists its product as uncharacterized. The record is from RefSeq and is a predicted model, not a curated record. Lineage: Eukaryota; Metazoa; Mollusca; Gastropoda; Aplysiida; Aplysiidae. The coding region runs from base 1 to 4188 and encodes 1395 amino acids. Gene Ontology annotation, molecular function: RNA polymerase II cis-regulatory region sequence-specific DNA binding; DNA-binding transcription factor activity, RNA polymerase II-specific. Gene Ontology annotation, biological process: regulation of transcription by RNA polymerase II. Gene Ontology annotation, cellular component: nucleus. The transcript has a single exon.
AUGUGUCACCAUGCGGGGAUGCUGUUGCCAGGUUGGCUGUCUCGGAAAAGUGGCUGGCGAAGAAUCCUGGAUGUGACAAAGUGUGGGGGAGGAAAGUGUGGGGGAAGGAAAAGAAAGAGGGUGAGAGACAAAUGUGGUAGGGAGAAGUGUGGGGCAGAAAAGAGAAAAAGUGGGAGGGACAAAGACAAAUGUGGGGGAAGAAAGUGUGCGGGAGAAAGGAGAAAGAGUGAGAGAGAGCAGUGUGGGGAGGACAAGUGUGGGGAGGACAAGUGUGGGGAGGACACGCCUGGGGAGGACAAGUGUGGGGAGGACACGCCUGGGGAGGACCCUGUGAUGUUGUACGUACAGGGCGGGGAGCGCCGGCGUCUGUUCUCUGCGGAGAAGCCGUACCAGUGCGAGUUCUGUGGGGCGCGAUUCUCCCAGCGGGGGAACCUCAAGACACACACACGCACGCACACGGGCGAGAAACCCUUCUCCUGCCGCUUCUGUCACAUGCGGUUCGCCGACCAGACGCGCAAGACGAACCACGAGAGGAUUCACACGGGGGAGAAGAGGUUCGUCUGUGACUUCUGCGGGGUUCGCUUCACCGAGAGCGGCCAGCUGAAGCGCCACGUGCGCAUCCACACUGGCGAGCGGCCGUACAGCUGCCAGGUAUGUGGCAAGACAUUUUCCCGCAGCUCCAACCUCAACCUGCACAAGUCGACGCACCGCGCCGAGAAGCCGUACCAGUGUGACGUGUGUCCCGCGCGCUUCACACAGCGCACCAGCGUGCUGCGACACAAGAAGGUCCACACAGGCGAGCGACCCUUCCAGUGCGACAUCUGUCUGGCCAGGUUUUCCCGACGCAGCAACAUGCACACGCACAAACGGACGCACAGGAAGACAAAUUUAUCUGGUGAGGAGGCGCCCCUUCUGUCCGUGUGGUCGGGUGUAGCGGAGGCUGGCCGUGCCAGGGGAGGGCACUCGGGGCCUGUGAAUGUUGCACUAGGUGCCGGGGGUUCACAGACAGCGACUGUGAGUGCCGUGGGAGAUGUAGCAGAGAGAGUUUGGGGUCAAGGUCAGGGCUCGGAAUGCUCAGCCCUCGGCAACCUCUCAGGCCCUGCCAGAGACAUCCCGGACUGUGAGUUCCCAGACCGCGGUAACCACGACGACAACCUCAGUACAGCGGCACAGAAGGAGAACAGCUGCAGCGACUACCACAUCUAUAACAACAACAACAACAACAACAACGGUCAUCGUGAGCACAAGCCCUGCAACCACACCCACGACAUCAACCACACCCUCCUUAGCGACGAUCACCCAGAUCCGAACUACACCCUCCCUUACCCGAGCGUUUACCCUAGCAACUGCACCACACGUCGCGACAGCCGUCACCUCGAGGAUACAGAUGAUGACCACAGUGACACAGCACACCACAGUGACACACCACACCACAGUGACACUCACAAUGACACACCACACCACAGUGACAGACCACACCACAGUGACACUCACAACGCCACACCACGCCACAGUGACACUCACAACGCCACACCACGCCACAGUGACACUCACAACGACACACCACGCCACAGUGACUCACCACAUCACAGUGACACUCAAAACGACACACCACACCACAGUGACACACCACACCACAGUGACACUCACAACGACACACCACACCACAGUAACACACCAUGCCACAGUGACACACACUACGACACACCACAUCACAAUGACACACCACACCACAGUGACAGACCACACCCCAGUGACCCUUACAACGACACACCACACCACAGUGACACACCACACCUCAGUGACACACCACACCUCAGUGACACACCACACCUCAGUGACACACCACAUCACAAUGACACACCACACCUCAGUGACACACCACACCUUGACACUGCACACUACAGUGACACCAAAGACCACAAUGACACACAACAAGACAGUGACAUACCACUCCACAGUGACACAACACAGCACAAUGACACGCGUCGCCCCAUGGACACACCACAACACAGUGACACGCCACCUACCACCAGACACGACGGUACCCACAACAAGGAGGAGAGGAGUCCGGUCAGGGACAACUGCAGUAACCAUGGUAACACAGCGGGUGACAACUACAACCACCACAUUGACAACUACAGCGACAUGACACACUACCACGACCACUGCAACAACCUCCGCCAUAAUAACACAGCAAACAACCACAACCACAACAAACUACCACAUUACACAGCUGACAACCACAACCACAACAAACUACCACAUUACACAGCUGACAACCACAACCACAACAAACUACCACAUUACACAGCUGACAACCACAACCACAACAAACUACCACAUUACACAGCUGACAUCUGCAACAUCAACCACCACAUAGACAACUGCUACAACCACAAAAACAACAACUGCCACAACAACCACCACAACAACAACCACAACAACCACGGGCACCACCCAGAGUACAGCGGCUGUAAGAACCACACGGUGGCGCUGGGCCGCUGGUCUGACGUUGAGGCACGCGCUAGGGCUGGCGACACACUGGCGUCGGGCACAGACGGUUCUAUCUCUAGCGUAACUCUCAGCGAUGUGUCUGCGAGUGCUCAUCACAGACUGGCGUCAGACAAACGUGUCUCUGACACAGAUGUCUACCCCAGCGUGCCUGCUCCAUCUGUCCACAGCUUGGGGUCAGACAAACGUGUCUCUGACACAGAUGUCUACCCCGGCGUGCCAGCUCCAUCUGUCCACAGAGUGACGUCAGAUAAACGUGUGUCUUACACAGAUGUCUACCCCGGCGUGCCUGCAAAAGAGUCCACAAUUACUGCUGGCAAACUCUCUCCCUGUCUCGCGACCAGGGCAGGCCAGCAGGCACGGGGGAGUAUUGUUGCCCAAAUAGUCGGAGACCGUCGGCAGACAAGGGGAGGUAAUUCAAACUGUGUCUCCACACACUGUGGUCUUGUAGAGCCAGGGGCAGGUAAGUCUGUCUCUGUCUCCACAGGCAGGGAUGGCCACAGCUCCAGGGGAAGUAACUCUGACUGUGCGUCCCACUCCAGCGAUCACGCGAAGACAAGGGGGGGUAACUGUUGGCCCACCUCGGUACGCCACAACCCUGGGGAGACACGCGGAACUGACCCACGGUUUAUUGCAACAACUUCGGGACACCGCACGGAGAAGGGGGGUAACUCUAGCCCUACCUUGCCCGUCAAGUGUGGCCAGGAACCCUGUAUUGUCGGCCAGAAGCCACACAGAGAAGUGCAAUCUGGCCAGCGGAAGUGCAGCAAGUCGUACCAGUGCGAGUUCUGCGGUGCUCGCUUCUCCCUCAAGGGCAACCUGAAGACGCACGUGCGCACGCACACCGGGGAGAGACCGUUCCGCUGCCACGACUGCAACGCCAGGUUUUCCGACUACAGCAACCUGGUGAACCACGUGAGGAUCCACUCAGGCGAGCGCCAGUACGUGUGCCACGUGUGUGGGUUACGCUUCGUGGAGAGGAACGCGCUGAAGAAGCACGUGCGCAUCCACACGGGGGAGCGGCCGUACGUGUGUCCCGUGUGUCACAAACGCUUCUCCCAGAGCACGUCGCUCAAAGUCCACUCUGGCAUACACCGGCCCGACAAAGCUUUCCGCUGCGACGUGUGUGGCGCCAGGUUUGCUCAGAGCAGCAGCAUGAAGCGCCACAAGAAGACGCACACGGGCGAGCGACCCUUCCAGUGCACGGUGUGCAUGGCCAGGUUUUCCCGCAGGAGCAAUCUGAACACACACGCCAAACGCCUUCACCCGAGUGGCCCGCCCGCGUGGAGCUGCGACAGCUGUGGCCGACGGUUUGGCUGUGGGCAGGACUUAGAGGAACACAGGGGGCGGGGCUUAUGUCUCUCGUCUCAGCCAAUAGGAGAGGCCGGUGGCAGCGUGUGGGGGGGUGGAGAGUCUGUGAGCUGGCCGGACCAACGGGAGGGGGUGGGGGGGCGGAGGGAGGGGGCAUAUCUAGGUCACAAUGACACACAUCUAGGACACUUUGACACCGCUUUGGUAGAGGACAGCACACGGGUGACACCCAGCGACACACUGCACGAGCGUGUCCCGCACCAGGUGUACACACCAGCACACCGAGGGCAGCACAGUGGCGUGUCGUACACACACAUACCAGCCUCACACCUGCCGCACGGGGCGGUGCACCUACCUCUGUGACACGUGUGUUGUAACAUUACCAUAGCUCCUCAGGUUAUAUUGACAACACGUGUACAAAGGUACAAAUUACGCACAACACACACACAAACAUACUCACACACGCGCGCACACACAGACACACGCACACAGGUUCCCUGUAGUCAUUAUCUUCUCCUGUGCACAUCAAAUUGGUGUGUACAAAAAUUAUGGGAUUGUUUCACUGUUAACCUCUUUGCUCCCAUGAUUGUUGAUUGAAUGUCAUCAGGGAUUGAUUGUUGAUUGAAUGUCAUGAGGGAUUGAUUGUUGAUUGAAUGUCAUCAAAGAUUGAUUGUUGAUUGGGUGUCAUCAAAGAUUAAUUGUUGAUUGAAUGUCAUCAGGGAUUGAUUGUUGAUUGAAUGUCAUGAGGGAUUGAUUGUUGAUUGAAUGUCAUCAAAGAUUGAUUGUUGAUUGGGUGUCAUCAAAGAUUAAUUGUUGAUUGAAUGUCAUCAGGGAUUGAUUGUUGAUUGAAUGUCAUUAAAGAUUGAUUGUUGAUUGGAUGUCAUCGAAGAUUGAUUGUUGAUUGGAUGUCAUCAAAGAUUGAUUGUUGAUUGGAUGUCAUCAAAGUUUGAUUGAUGAUUGGAUGUCAUCAAAGAUUGAUUGUUGAUUGGAUGUCAUCAAAGAUUGAUUGUUGAUUGGAUGUCAUCAUUUCUACUCAGGGUUGAAUGUUGUACUUGCACAUUACUACGGCUGUAUUGUGUCGUGUACGUGUUGUACAUUACGACAGCUGUAUGUGUGUAUAUAUAUAUACUCCAUACACAUAUAUAUAUUGUACUGUACAGAAACGUAUUACUCGGGCGCUCCAGAAAGUCGUAUGAAAAUGGUCCCAAGUAAAACAGUACAAGCUCUCUGACUAUCUGACCAUUAGUGGUAACGGUAGCCAGACUUG